This is a messenger RNA of Bufo bufo (common toad), 3055 nucleotides long. RefSeq names its product transient receptor potential cation channel subfamily V member 3-like. Gene Ontology annotation, biological process: calcium ion import across plasma membrane. The transcript has 16 exons. Gene Ontology annotation, molecular function: protein binding; calcium channel activity. Gene Ontology annotation, cellular component: membrane. The record is from RefSeq and is a predicted model, not a curated record. NCBI's taxonomy places the organism in Eukaryota, Metazoa, Chordata, Amphibia, Anura, Bufonidae. The coding region runs from base 151 to 2394 and encodes 747 amino acids.
UCACUCCUCCUGUGUGUGCUUUUAACCAGUUUUAUUACAUGCAAUCUAGAGAGCUCAUCCGAUGAACAGGGCUGGCUAUGGAUUCCUCAUUACAAUAAGUCGGGUGAUUCUGGACAAGUAUAUUUAGUGCCCUCUCUACAUGCUGACAAAAUGUCUUCUUCUGACGGCUCCUCCACGCAGGACGAUGUGGACGGUGCAGCGUCCCCUAUUGCUAAAUUUUCCCUUCAGCUUUCCAAACCGAUGGAUUCAAACAUUACAGUAUGUGACAAUGGCAAAUGCGAUGACGCAGAUUCUCCGUCAGAGGGUGUGACCACCUGCCUGCUGAACCCACGCAACACCAAUAAACAUCCACUGAACUCACAUAAAACAUACAGUCAGGAAAACCUCAUAUUGAAGGCUGUUGCAGAAGGAGACAUCUUGUCACUAAUCAGUCGGCUGAAAGAAAUCGAGGAAUUGUUAAUUAAACAGAAGUCUGCUGAAGAUUUUCUCAUGUACAGACUGACAUCACAGUACACCGGUAAAACCUGCUUAAUGAAAGCAUUACUGAACAUAAAUGGAAAGACUCCAGAGAUAGUGCGCAUCCUGCUAUCAUUCACUGAGAAACAUGGUUUUCUGGACAGAUUUAUCAAUGCUGCAUACACAGAAGAGAAUUACAAAGGCCAAACUGCUUUGCACAUAGCUAUUGAGAGAAGACGAAAUGACAUUGUUAAAUAUCUUCUGGAGAAAGGUGCUAAAGUGAAUGUCCACGCAAAAGGCCUGUUCUUCAGCCCAAAGUGCAGAAACUAUGGAUUUUAUUUUGGUGAAACUCCUUUAGCUCUUGCUGCAUGUACCAACCAGCCAGGUGUGGUUGAACUGCUCAUGGAGAACAGAGAGACCGAUGUCACCAUUAAGGACUCUUUUGGAAAUACUGUGCUCCAUGCACUUGUUACUGUAACAGAGAAUGCAAAACCCCACAAUGCAUUCAUAAUAAAGAUGUAUGAUCAGAUCAUACGAAAGUGUGAAAACAAGUUUUUAGAAAGUAUGAAAAACCAUGAAAACCUCACACCAAUGCAACUAGCAGCCAAGAAAGGUAAAUUGGAGAUGCUCAAUUAUAUUCUGAAUAGAGAAAUAAAGGAUGAAGAAAACAGAAUCUUGUCUAGAAAGUUCACAGACUGGGCUUAUGGACCUGUCUCCUCUUCCCUGUAUGAUUUGAAAGAUGUGGAUACGUCUUCAAAAAACUCAAUACUUGAAAUAGUGGUCUACAAUACACACAUUAAAAAUCGACAUGCACUGUUGGCUUUAGAACCUCUCCAUACUCUUCUUCAGAUGAAAUGGAACAAGUUUGGAAGAUACAUGUUUUUAAUGUCUUUUCUUUUUUUCUUCGUUUUUAAUAUUGUUUUUACUCUUCUGUACUAUCGACCACAUGGAGAUGAGGGUCUGAACUUAUCUACUACAACUGGAGUCUUUAAACUUAUUGGACAUGUGUUUAUCAUAAUCUGUUCCACGUUCUUAAUUGUUCAUGAGGGUGUGGCAAUCUUCUGGAUAAAGCCUUCUGACCUACAAACAGUAGUGUCUGAUGCAUGGUUCCACGUUCUGUUCUUCACACAAGCCGUCCUGGUCAUCCUAUCGACAUUAACUUAUACAUAUGGAGCGCAAGAAUAUCUGAUCUUCGUUGUCAUUGCCAUGGCUGUUGGGUGGACAAACAUGUUGUACUACACAAGAGGAUUUCAGUCCCUGGGUAUCUACAGUGUUAUGAUUCAGAGGAUCAUAUUGAAUGAUGUCUUGAAGUUUUUAUUCGUAUAUGUUCUCUUCCUACUUGGAUUUGGUGUAGCUCUUGCGUCACUCAUUGAACACUGCAUGGAGGGGGCCGAGUGCAGUUCUUAUAACAGCUUCAGAACAGCUAUUGUGGAACUGUUCAGCCUUACCAUAGGAUUAGGAGACUUGGUGACGCAGCAGGACUCAAAAUAUCCCACCCUGUUUCUGCUUCUUCUGAUAGUUUAUGUCAUCUUAACAUUCGUGCUUCUCCUCAAUAUGUUAAUUGCAUUAAUGAGUGAAACUGUGGAAAAAAUUUCUAAGGAAAGUGAGCACAUCUGGAGGCUUCAGAGAGCAAGAACUAUAUUGGAAUUUGAAACAAGAAUGACAACUUAUUUUAGAGAAAUGUUUAAGGUUGGAGAGACGUGCAAAUUCUCUGAAAAUGAUAUCAGAUUAUGUUUAAGAAUUAACACAGUUAAAUGGACUGAAUGGCACAGUCAAGUCACCUGUGUAAAUGAAAAUGAUGGACUCUUACAGCUAGAAGAAGAAUCGGUCUGCUCCAGUAUAACAUCUGUUGAUGAAGUGGACGCAUCUAACCAAAAAGAACACACUGUAAUCCUGUUGGAAGAUGAAGACGAUGAAUUCAUGGAAACACCACUUUAAUUGUCAUAGAAGAUGUGUGUAAUAACAGGAUAAGGAUGUAGAGCUGGCUCAAUACAUCACCAUACAAAGACUCAUCGCCUUGUCCUUCUUUACCAUUCUUUUCAGUUCAUAUCCCAUUCUAAGAGCUGAAAGCCGGAGCUGAAUAUCUGCCUAUAAUGGGCAAACAAUGUCAUUUCAUAUAUGGUGAAUGCCAGAUAACUGUUGUGAGCACAGCAAAACUUCCCUUGUGAGUUUCUCUUGAACAGCAGUGGUUAAAGGGCCACUAAACCCAGAAUCCAAACACACAAAAAAGAAUAACCAAAACCUAACAUAAUCUUCUUACGUGUCUUUGUUAUUUGCUCUUGUUUUGUCAGAUAUCACAAUUGCAGACCCUGAAAAAUUAAUUAGAAAAGCAGUGCGUUGUUCUCCCAGGCUGCAGCCAUGUCUUCUUCCCCUCCUUCUUCCCUCUCUCAUGCUAGUGCAUGUAAGCCAGGAAGUGUUAGAGGACAGGGCUAGGUUAAGUGUAGAUAACUUUUUCUACACCGUGAGAGUGGCCAUUUUGUUGGAAGGAAUCUCCUAGGGUGCAUUCACAUGACCGUAAGUGUUUUGCGGUCCUCAAAACACGGAUACUGGCCGUGUGCGUUCUGCAUUUUGCAGACCGCACAUGGCCGGCGCUAUAUAG